AGGGUUUAAUAAAACUGAAGAGAUAGGAGAGACACAGCGACUGUGAAUUUGUGCGCGAGGAGUUGGGAAAAGUAGAAAAAAGAUGGGGACGAGAGAGGUGUACGAAGAGAAGCUGAGGAGUGGCAAUAUGUAUCAUCACGAUCCAACCAUAAACCCUGGCCUCGGAUCCCCACGCUGCCCUCGCUGUCUCUCCCUCUUAAACCCUAACUCCGGUGGAGGUGAAUGGACUAUCACUUCCGUCCUACACGACGCCACUGCUGUGGCGGGGACAGGUAUUGGUGCAAUGCUUAGUGCAGUUCACGGUUUCAAUACAGGGAUCCCAUACCUUCAAAAUCAUGUGAAGGGACCGAAGUGGCUUCCUUUCCUAGUUGGGCUUCCUCCAUUGCUACUCUUUUCUGGUACCAGCGCUGCAUUCGGAGGUUAUGCACUCCCAAAGUUCACUCAACUCACAGUGACAUCCUAUUAUGCUGCCUCGAGUGCCUCCCAUUAUGGAAUCUCCCUUCUUACCCGACAUAUUGAAGAGGCCCACACUACCCAGACUAGGCAAGAAAGGCUUGGAUGAUUUCUUGCAGGUGCACAUACUUACAAGUCUACUGUUCAUUUCCCAAUUUUGUAAGCAAAAGUAUUUUUGUGGUUGUAGAUGCAUGAACUUGUAGAUCGUUAGUGCGGUUCUUCCCUUUUCUGCCUUUUUAUUUAUAUGUUUAUAAUAAAAUAUUUGCUUCACUAGGUGGAAAUUCAUGUUAUAAUAAAAAUGAUUAUAAUUUAUAAAGAUGACUUUAUAUGUUCUAACU
Molecule: messenger RNA, 791 nt
Organism: Quercus robur (English oak)
Lineage: Eukaryota; Viridiplantae; Streptophyta; Magnoliopsida; Fagales; Fagaceae
Exons: 6
Coding region: 83-562 (159 amino acids)
Source: RefSeq, a predicted model, not a curated record